GUUCGAACACUCAUGUUUUGGAUGUGCGCACGUUUUGUGAUGACUUGAGACACUCUGUGUUGCGACUUAUUCUUUUUUAAAGCUAAGUUUUGUUUCAUCAUAUAAAAAUGCAAUCCGCGAAACAGAACAAGGACACUGGCGUUGUACUGGGAUUUGUGGAGGAAGCGGACGCCUGGCAACUUCGUAGCUCUCAGUUUCCCAGUAAAGUGGGUGGUAGACCUGCUUGGUUGAGUCAGUCAGAUUUACCAGCUCUCUCUGAUUUGACAUGUCCCAAGUGUCAACUUCCCACAGCAUUUCUACUGCAGGUCUACGCUCCAAUCACUAGCCAUGAGUCCAGUUUCCACCGGACACUCUUUAUAUUCUGUUGUAAGACACCAACCUGCCAUUCUCGAAACGAUUGGCAGAGCUUUAAAGUGUUCAGAAGUCAGCUGUCAAGGAAAAAUGACUUUUACUCGUAUGACCCACCACUGGAUGAGAAGACUGACGAGGACAGCAUCGACACGCAGCUGAAAUCAGGAAUAAAACUUUGCCGAGUCUGUGGUUGUCCUGGACAAAAAGCUUGUUCACGCUGUCAUGCAGUAACAUACUGCAGCAAAGAACAUCAAGUGAUAGACUGGAAAGACAACCACAAAAAGGAAUGCGGUAAACCAUCAGCUACUACGUGUGCCUCUCCUUUCCUCUUUCCGGAGUUUGAACUGGUUACAGAACCAGAGGAAAUUGAGGAGAAAGAGGAGUGCAAAGAGGAGUGCAACGGCACAGGUGAUCUGGAGGAUGACCGGGAGAACAUCACUAAUAAUGAUUUGCAGGAAAAUGACCUGGAGGACAUGGCCCUUCAUGAAAGCCAGGACAGCAAAGUGGUUCAGAGGUUUAAAAAGAGGGUAUCUGCUGAGCCGCAUCAGGUUCUGCGAUAUGAACGAGGCGGUUCCCCCUUGUGGGUGUCCUGCGAGCAUAAACCAUCAGAAGAGAGCAUUCCCAGAUGUCCAUGUGGAGCCAAGAGAAUCUUUGAGUUUCAGGUCAUGCCACAGUUACUUAUCGAUCUGAAGGUGGAUAGCACAGAGGCUUCUAUUGACUGGGGGACGCUGGUGAUUUACACGUGUGCGGACAACUGUGACCAUGGCAACAAAUAUGUCCCAGAAUUCAUCUGGAAGCAGGACUUUUCAAUGGAUCAGCAGCCUGUUUAGUUCAUCGAGAAGCAGGACUUUUCAAUGAACCGUCAAUGAACCAACUGUGUAAAUGGUGGUUGUGUACCUCAGUUGUAAGACGUUGGAAUUAUGCAAUUGUGAUGAAAUAAUAGUUGGGGAAAAAAACAAUACAUAAAACUCUAUAAUUAUGUAUUGUUCACAUAUUGUUAUUCACAUAUACAAAAGGAUACCAUAUUGCACCAUAACACUCAAUUACAGACACACUUUUAGGUUAAUCACAAAUGACAUGACAUGAUUUAUUGUAAAUAAGUACUUUGAUAAAAUA
Molecule: messenger RNA, 1467 nt
Organism: Engraulis encrasicolus (European anchovy)
Lineage: Eukaryota; Metazoa; Chordata; Actinopteri; Clupeiformes; Engraulidae
Gene: pdcd2
Product: programmed cell death 2
Exons: 6
Coding region: 108-1181 (357 amino acids)
Cellular component (GO): cytoplasm; nucleus
Source: RefSeq, a predicted model, not a curated record